Messenger RNA from Hippocampus comes (tiger tail seahorse), 1536 nucleotides. RefSeq names its product low density lipoprotein receptor adapter protein 1. Bases 333 to 1235 code for a protein of 300 amino acids. NCBI's taxonomy places the organism in Eukaryota, Metazoa, Chordata, Actinopteri, Syngnathiformes, Syngnathidae. The record is from RefSeq and is a predicted model, not a curated record. The transcript has 10 exons.
CCCCCCAAAAAAAAAAACAACAAACUGAAAAAGAAUAGAAAAUAAAAAAGACAACAUGAAGAAAUAGGGAUGAAGUUUGGGCGCCCGCCUACCGAUCCUGGAGAGACACGCCCUCAACACCGGAGACGAGCCGGAUAGUGUGUCGCUCUGCUUAACGUCAGACGUAGUUGCUCGCCGGCACCAGGGAGGAAGCGGGACACCUCGAGAGUGCCAAACCGGGAGACGAGGCGAGGAGGCGGUCUCUCUCCCUCCCACUCACCGCCUGCCUGUCGAACGGCGCCUCCACCUUGGAGGAACGUCCACCUGACGGAAGUUGAGCAGCCACGUCGGCGAUGGACGCCUUGAAAAACGCCGGGAGGGCGAUUAUCAAGAGCCCCGGCGUCCCGCGGCAUACGUGGGGAACUUCCAAGCACGAAAAGCUCGCGGAGAACUGGACGGACACCAAAGAGACUUUGCUGGAGGGCAUGGCGUUCAACGUGAAGUACCUGGGAAUGACGAUGGUGGGCCAGCCCAAAGGGGAGGACAUGGCCGCCGCCGCCAUCCGCAGGAUUGUUACCAUGGCCAGAGCCGGCGCUAAGAAGUUCCGCAAAGUCACGUUGACGGUCUCGCCGAAAGGUAUCGUCAUUACGGACACGGACACGGCGGACCUGGUUGAAAACGUCUCCAUCUACAGAAUCUCCUACUGCACAGCAGAUAAAAGCCAGGACAAGGUGUUUGCAUACGUGUCUCAGAGUGCCUUCAACGAGACGCUGGAGUGUCACGCCUUCCUCUGUCAAAAGAAGAAGAUUGCUCAAGCUGUGACGCUGACAGUCGCACAGGCCUUCAAAGUAGCUCUGGAUCUUUGGGAGAUUGCGCAACAAGAUAAAAGCAGCAAGGCAAGAAACGCAAGUUGUUCCUGCGCAGCCGGCGGCAAUGGACGCACGGCAGCAACAGACGCUCACUGUCUUCCUGCAGGCGGCCCGAAUGCGUGCGCGUCCGCCGGCGUGGACAAGAAGCCGUGUCGGCCGUUCCUGUCCACGUCCAUCAGCUCGCCGUCGCCUUGCAGCAACCCCGCUCGGUGGCGACCCAUCAGACACGACUCCUGGGACGCGGACGACGGCGUGGAGGACCAUCUGUCAAGGACCACUGGGAUUCAACUUUUGUGUGCGCGUUUGUGGACCCGCAUAAUGGGGCUGUUCGCUUUGUCUUGUUUCCGUUGCAAGCAGCAGCAUGGACGUAGACGACAAGUGUCGUGAAUGGUCAAGCCCGGCUCCUGAUCCGUCUUUGACGAUGCAGCUUUGAGUCGCCAAGUCGUCGUCGGACCGCAACGACUUGCUGGCAGCGCCAAAAGAGAUCAAAAGGACCGCUCGAGCGCAGUGUGGCUCAACUCCAGUGAGCGGCGACACCUCCCGUGUCGUCCCACAAUUUUGAGGGCAACCGCAAUGAAGACAACGACAUUUUAGCGCCACGAGGACGACCACCCCGAGUCCUUCACACUAAGCCUGUUCCCUUUUCCUGCGAUCAUAACAAAGAUGGCAACGCUGGACACGUUCCACC